GCUCACUCAUUCGCUGCUGCUCAGCACACCACUCACAUUUCUACACUAAAACUCUGUCUUCAUCUCUCCAUAGAUCUUCAGCGAAUAUCUAGGGGAUUUUUCUUCAGAUCUUCAAUUUUGAGCUUUGGGUUUCUGUUUUCUUGGAGCCUUUAUUAGGAAAGGAUUAUGAAUUAGUAGGCUUGAAGUUCAUUUACGUACUCAUUUGGAUUUGGAGAAGGAAAGCAACAUGCCGUGGGCUUCUUCAUUUGUGAAUUACAGUCGGAACUGUAUUCGCCUGGUGGUUUUCUUUCGUGUCAUACUGUAAAUAAGAUCGCUUUGGUAAAUCCUUUUUGAUUGGUGAAGGAACUCUUAUAUCUAGUGCGGUUUCAAUUUAAAAGCGGUUUGAGGAGUGAGAAUGUACAUUGCGGUAACCAUAAAGAGGUAUCGAGCUGUGAAAGAAGUAGGGAAGAUUAAAAUGAUUGUUGGGAUUACUGCAUGUUACCAAGUGAUGCAAGUUUGUCAGGCUGAAUAUUUCCGCCAGUUGCUUAAGCCUGUUACGUAGUCUAGCAUUACUAAGCUCUGGGGAAUUGGGUUUUGGGACGAAUUGCCUCUGGUUGUGUUCAUACGUAAGAAGCCGAUGACAAAGAUGAACUAUUUGAUUCUGGUAGUUGUUCAUUUAGAAUAGACAGCUAUUUAUGCAGGAUGGCUAUAUGUGGAUUUGCUAUAUAGUGUUUUUCUCAGUUUAGAAACCUUCUUCGAAUUUGAAACCAAAUAACCACCAAUCCAAAGCCAAAAAAAUCCAUCAUUUUGUUGACUUUUUCUAUCCAAAGUGGGCUUCUGAUGCAGAGUGACCAACGAUUUCAAGCCAAAAAGGCAGUGCCCCACGUUGCAAAUCAAAGGGGUAAUAGUUACAUGCAUAUUCCAGUUGCAUCUUCUUUUGCUGCAGCACUACCUCCCGCUGCAAAUCAUUUGAUGCCUGUUCAUGGCAUUGAAUUUCAACCUUCUGAGGUUUGCCCUCAAAACUUCAUUAUUUUCGAUCAGAAUCAUCAUCGAAGCCAAAUUAUGUUCCAUCCCACAGUUGCCCACAAAUUCAGUGGUUCUGGCUUAAAUAUGCAUACAAGUUACAUCCAAGAGAAUUUUUAUAGAAAAGAGAUCAAUGAUAUUGAAAGAGAAAUAUCUGCUUCUCUAAAGGAGGAUUCUGAAGAUAUUGAUAUGUUGUUGAGCUUAGAAGAGGAGGAACAAGAUGAAUAUGAUGAGGAAGAAGUCAGCACAGCUCGAACUUAUGGAAAUCAUGGAAGCAACUCACCUGAUUCUUGCUCAAGUUAUGGUUCCAAACCCAGGAAAACUGGAUCUUCUUUUCAGAAGUCCUCUGGAAGUUGUAGCAGCUGUAACAGUGAAAGGAAACAGCAGAAAAUGAAGAAAAUGGUGAAGGCACUAAGAGGAAUUGUGCCUGGUGCUGACCAAAUGAAUACUGUCACUGUUCUUGAUGAAGCAGUCAGGUAUCUAAAGUCUCUCAAAGUUGAAGUGCAGAAGCUUGGAGUUAGGAAUUUGAAGAAUUAAAAUUAAAAUUUCUGGUAUUGAACUCCAUUUUCUAAGAUGCAGAUAAUUAUGCACCAAUUAGGUUCCCUCUUUCUUGGUGGGUUGGUAUUAGGAGAAUAAUGAUGGCAGGUAUUGGGCACCCAUGUUCAUGUUCCAACGAUCCAAUUAUAGGUUGGUUGCCACAACAUGAAGACAUUAGUGGUUAUCAUCUCUUAAAUUUCUCUGUAACCUCAGUUUGUAUGUACUCUUUGGUGGUGUGAAGAUUGGCUUGAUGUUUGAUUUGUGUUACUCUUCCACUAGUAGGUAUUCUGUCUGGCCUGUUACUAGUUAGUACUACUUUUAAUGCAAUGUUGUACUGUAAACUUUUAAGUCUAUUUGACUGUUCUUAUUUCCUUUGCCUUGUAACAGUGCUUUAUGUGCUUCUUUAUGUCUUUAGCAUAUGCUCAUAAUCAAUGGCCCCCUUGGUACUC
Molecule: messenger RNA, 1988 nt
Organism: Hevea brasiliensis (rubber tree)
Lineage: Eukaryota; Viridiplantae; Streptophyta; Magnoliopsida; Malpighiales; Euphorbiaceae
Product: transcription factor bHLH144
Exons: 4
Coding region: 820-1539 (239 amino acids)
Molecular function (GO): protein dimerization activity
Source: RefSeq, a predicted model, not a curated record